AUGGGUCGAAAGGGUAUGCCGAGUCGCAGUGAGCUUCGCGACUACAACCAUGCCGUUGCCGGACAUGCUGGCACCAUGUGUGACGCCGAGGGCGAGCUCUUCAUCAAACCCUGCACCCAGUCCGAAAUCGACUUUUACGAGUCGGCCAACCGAAGACACCCCGAAUUCGCCGACCUCAUGCCCCUCUUCAUGGGCUCCCUGAUGCUCAGCGACCCGGCGAGUGACGGUGUCGACGCAGCCUUGUCCGAGAUCAUCUCCGAGGUGGGCGCCAUCGAGUCGACGAAAGAGCAAAUAACCGCCUCCGUGGCGGAACGAAUACCGAGCACGGCGGCCGAUGCAACGGCCGAUGCCGCAGCCGAUGCGCAGUCCGACGACAACGUCACGUGGGUCCCGACCAAGGGGAAGAAGAUAAAGACGGACAAGGCGGUGGUGCUGGAGAACGCGACGUACGGCUUCAAAAAGGCCAACAUCCUCGACGUCAAGCUCGGCGUGCGCUUGUGGGCCGACGAUGCCCCGCGGGAGAAGAAGGCGCGAUUCGACAAGAUUUCGUCGGAAACGACGCACGGGAACCUCGGCUUUCGCAUCGCCGGCAUGAGGGUCUACCGCGGCUCCGACGAUUCCUCCGACCUCGACGAGGAAGACUACAAGAUUUACGACAAGGACUACGGACGGCUGUCGGUCACCGAGGACAACGUGAUGAGAGAGUUUCGCAAGUUCAUCUUCAACAAGACGGCCGGCGUCGACGAUGAGCUGGGCAAGGGCAUCUGCGACGCCUUUGCCCGCGACCUGGCAAGGGUUCGGGACGUCAUGUCGCGACACGAGAGUCGCAUGUACUCGUCCUCAUUGCUCUUCGUCUUCGAGGGUGACGGCGAAGCGCUCAACGAGGCUAUCGGCUUGAACAACGCGCUGGUGACAUCGGCCACCAAGGCCUCCGCCCGCGACCGGACCGCCAAGCGGAUAGACAGCGGCAUCGGCUUGGACGACGACGUCCUCGAGGAGCUCGAGUCCUCGCUCCCGCAGGUAUAUACCUUGAAGCUCAUCGACUUUGCCCACGCCCAGUGGACGCCGGGGCUCGGCCCAGACGACAACAUGCUCAAGGGCGUCGAGAGUUUGCACCGUAUAUUCAGCGAGAUGGCACGAUGA
Drechmeria coniospora is the source of this 1143-nucleotide messenger RNA. Its product is annotated as arginine metabolism regulation protein iii. NCBI's taxonomy places the organism in Eukaryota, Fungi, Ascomycota, Sordariomycetes, Hypocreales, Ophiocordycipitaceae. The record is from RefSeq and is a predicted model, not a curated record. Gene Ontology annotation, biological process: phosphatidylinositol phosphate biosynthetic process; inositol phosphate biosynthetic process. The transcript has 2 exons. The coding region runs from base 1 to 1143 and encodes 380 amino acids. Gene Ontology annotation, cellular component: cytoplasm; nucleus. Gene Ontology annotation, molecular function: inositol-1,4,5,6-tetrakisphosphate 3-kinase activity; inositol hexakisphosphate kinase activity.